Molecule: messenger RNA, 2603 nt
Organism: Uranotaenia lowii
Lineage: Eukaryota; Metazoa; Arthropoda; Insecta; Diptera; Culicidae
Gene: PNPase
Product: polyribonucleotide nucleotidyltransferase 1, mitochondrial
Exons: 3
Coding region: 97-2499 (800 amino acids)
Biological process (GO): mitochondrial RNA 3'-end processing; mitochondrial mRNA catabolic process
Cellular component (GO): cytosol; mitochondrion
Molecular function (GO): RNA binding; 3'-5'-RNA exonuclease activity; polyribonucleotide nucleotidyltransferase activity
Source: RefSeq, a predicted model, not a curated record
UGCGUACGUGCGUUUUCGUAACUAUUUCUCUCAAAACUUAAAAUUACUCGCCAAAAUUAUAAAUUUUAGUUUUAAUUCCCACAACUUAAUGGAGAAAUGUUAACGUGUCAAAGUUUCGUGAACCGGAAUCGCUCCGGAUUUAGCCGGACUCUGACUCAGCAGCUGCCUCGAUUCAUUUCCGCCAGUCUAUUCUCAUCCGAUUCCUCAUCGUCUCAGCCGGAAGUGAAUGUGUCCCUCAGCUCCGGUCGGGUGGUUCAAAUUUCUUCUGGAAAUUUGGCCCGCUUUGCCAAUGGCAGUGCGGUGGUGACGAUCGGUGAUACAGCCGUAAUGGCAACGGCUGUAAGUAAAUCUAAACCCGGCGGGUCGAGUAGUUCUUUUCUGCCUCUUGUAGUUGACUAUCGGCAGAAGGCGGCUGCAGCCGGUAGGAUACCGACAAAUUUUCUCCGAAGGGAAUUGGGUCCUUCCGAGAAGGAAAUCUUGUCGGCCCGGUUGGUGGAUCGAUCGGUGAGGCCACUGUUUCCGGCGGAGUUCCGUUGCGAUACCCAGCUGGUGUGUAACAUAUUGGCAAUAGAUGCCAGUAAUCUGCCGGACGUUCAAGCGAUUAAUGCUGCCUCGGCAGCUUUGAGUCUAAGCGAUAUCCCUUGGAAUGGACCGGUGGGUGCUGUUAGGAUAGGGUUGGUGGAUAAAGAGAUUAUUAUCAAUCCAACGAGGAAGGAGCUGCAGUCGUCCGACUUGGAUCUGGUUGUUUCGGCAACAAAGCAGAAUCUGGUGGUCAUGUUGGAAGGCAAGGGAAACGUUGUUAAUGAGAACGAGCUCAGGAUGGCAAUUAAGAAGGGAACACAAGAAGCUCAGCUUAUAAUAAAUGGGAUUGAAAAGUUACAGAAACAAUCUGGAAAACCUAAACGGACCCUAGACCCGUUGAUUCCAGUUGACCAGGAGAUUGAGGAUGCAGUAAGGACUAUGUCAGAAAUGCGGUUGAGGGAAAUUUUUCGGGAUUUCGCACAUGAUAAGAUCAGCCGCGAUGUAGCAGUCAGUAACACUCGUGGUGAUACCUUGGAUAAGGUGUGGUCCAGUUACCCCAGCGUAGAUCCGGCAUUGAUAAGCGAUGUGUUCAAUAGAUUUACCAAAAAAGUCUUUCGAGAAAUGGUAUUCGAAGAGAAUCGGCGCUGCGAUGGUCGGUAUUUGGAUGAUGUUCGCAAGAUUUCUUGUUCGGUAAAUCUCUACAAACCCCUGCAUGGUUCUUCUCUAUUUCAACGGGGUCAGACUCAAGUAUUGGCAACGGUGGCGCUAGAUUCCCCUGAAAGUGCCUUGAAAUUAGAUCACCUAACGUCCCUGGACACUGGAGUUAAAUCAAAAAACUUUUUCCUACAUUACGAGUUUCCACCUUACGCCACAGGUGAAACGGGGAAAAUCGGACCAGUUGGCAGGAGAGAAAUCGGCCAUGGCGCACUAGCAGAAAAAGGAUUGUUACCAGUUAUUCCUUCUGAUCAUCCGUUCACAAUCCGUUUAACUUCAGAAGUACUCGAAUCGAAUGGAUCCAGCUCGAUGGCCACUGUUUGCGCAGGAUCCAUGGCAUUGAUGGACGCAGGAAUUCCUAUAACAGAACCGGCAGCUGGUGUGGCUAUUGGUCUUCUCACCAAAUACGAGAACAACGACACGAAACAUCUACAGGACUACAGGAUAUUAACGGAUCUGUUAGGAAUCGAAGACUACAUGGGCGAUAUGGAUAUGAAAGUUGCUGGAACGCGAAAAGGAAUGACGGCCAUUCAAGCCGAUAUCAAAGUACCGGGUAUCCCGCUCAAGGUUGUUAUGGAAUCUUUACAAAAAGCAAUGGAAGCUCGCUUCAAAGUCCUAGAUAUAAUGGGCGAAACUAUUUCCGCAACCAGAAGCCUCAGAAAAGAUUGCUGGCCUGUAACGGAUAAAAUGCUCAUCGAACCUCACCAACGGUCGAAACUUAUCGGACCAGGCGGUCUAAAUCUUCGUAAGCUGUACCUCGAAACUGGGGUUCAAGUGAACCAGGAAGACGACUGCAGCUUCCGGAUAUUUGCUCCCUCGGAAGCGGCCAUGCACGAGGCCAAAGAGUAUCUGGAUGGACUGAUGAAGGUUGAGAAAAUACCGGACCUGGAGUUCGGUGCCAUCUAUACGGCACGCAUUGUGGAGCUGAAGGAUACCGGCGUUAUGGUUACGUUGUACCCGUCGAUGCCUCCUACAUUGCUGCAUAAUUCCCAGUUGGAUCAACGGAAGAUUGCCCACCCCUCAGCCCUAGGAUUGGAAGUAGGUUCCGACCUUCAGGUAAAGUAUUUCGGACGAGAUCCCGUUUCCGGGUUCAUGCGACUAUCGCGUAAAGUACUUCAAGGGCCAGCUACCAGUUUAAUUAGAAACUUGGACCGAUCCACUGCCAUAAAUAGCAAUACUAGUAGUACCUUAAACGCUUCCAGUCCAACGGAAAACAGUAAUAGUAAUAGUCAAUCCAGUGGUGGUGCCGAAGUUAAAUCCUAGUUUUAUUUGGUUCCUUGGUUUAUGAAGGUAGUUUUCAUAAAAAUCAAAUCUAAAGUCACACACACGAUUAAACCAUGUAAAUAGUUACAAAUUGUACUGUUGAA